UUGGCAGGUGGCGCCGGUCCCGUAAGUGCCGGCGCACCGGACCCCCUCCCGCCAUGGGCAGCGCCGAGAGCCGCGAGGGUCGAAGGGCGUACUUCGGAUUGGACCAGGAGGAGCGGGUCCGGGUGCUGCAGGGCAUCCGGCUGUCUGAAAAUGUGGUCAACCGCAUGAAAGAUCCCAGCCAGCCUUCCAGAGCGGGGCCGCUGACCCCUCCAGCUGCCGCCCUUGGCUCCUCUGAAGGCCGGGAGAAAGAGUCUAAAUCGCCCAGGCCGGAGAGUGGCGGUGGCCGGCGGCCACCCUCGGGAGCGGAGGUGGAUCUCCUCGAGAGGUGUGACAGGGAGCAGGCCGUGGUCCAGGACGAGCUGCUCCAGGUGGCGACGAGGGACACAGAGGCGGCUGCCAAGCCCCGGAGCGCGUCCCUGCGGCAGGGGGAGGGCGGCAUGGACCUGGAGACGCAGCGGUCCGCCCAGCUGGCCGGGGAGCUGGAGAGACGAGAGGCAGAGCUGAGACGCCGCGACGCCUUAUACAAGGAGCAGCUCGGGCGCCUGGAGAGGCAGAAUGUCGAGACGUACAGACUGUCUUCACAGCAGUUCCACAAGGCAGCCUCGAAGAUGGAGGGUGCGAUCAAGCCCCGCAGGGUGGAGCCCGUGUGCUCGGGGCUGCAGGCCCAGAUCCUGCGCUGCUACCGCGAGCACCUGCAGGAGGUGCUGCUGUGUGCGGACCUGGUCAAGGCCUACCAGCACUGCGUUGGCUCAGCGCACAAGGGUUGACGCAGGCCCACUCCGGGCCUGGCAGCGACUUGGAGCCUGAAGAGGGGACCCGUUGUGGGACCACAGUCCAGAGACCGCAGGCGCCAGCACCCCUGCUGGCACCUCCGACGCCCCCGUGCUGGGGAAGUAGCGUGUGUGCCCCUGUCCGCAGACAAAUAAAGCAGGCGUCCUUGUCUUCA
Messenger RNA from Balaenoptera ricei (Rice's whale), 946 nucleotides. It is a transcript of the gene CHCHD6, whose product is annotated as coiled-coil-helix-coiled-coil-helix domain containing 6. The coding region runs from base 54 to 767 and encodes 237 amino acids. The transcript is spliced from 8 exons. NCBI's taxonomy places the organism in Eukaryota, Metazoa, Chordata, Mammalia, Artiodactyla, Balaenopteridae. Gene Ontology annotation, cellular component: MICOS complex; mitochondrion. The record is from RefSeq and is a predicted model, not a curated record. Gene Ontology annotation, biological process: cristae formation; DNA damage response.